This is a messenger RNA of Lymnaea stagnalis (great pond snail), 27579 nucleotides long. The record is from the annotation of a GenBank genome assembly. NCBI's taxonomy places the organism in Eukaryota, Metazoa, Mollusca, Gastropoda, Lymnaeidae.
UAUUUUAUUAUUUUUUUAGCAGAAAAUAUAUGGCUAGAUUAUUAAAAGCCUCUUAGUUUCAUAUAAAUAAACUGGAGUUUUAAAUUACACCUGUGAGUUUUUAAACCGGAAAUAAUUUUUGUAACCGUGAGGUGGCGUUUGGUGUUUGACCUAAAUCAAAGAUGUCUUCUGCAAUGUUUUCGUUUCACUUCUUGCUCUUCAUUAUCGCAUUUUUGUGCGUUGUUGCACAGGCACCAAAAAGGAGAUUUGAAUAUAAACUAAGUUUCAAAGGUCCCCAUCUAGUGCAGCGAGAUAAUAGUGUUCCGUUUUGGGAGUAUUUUGGAGGUAAGCAAAAAUUAAAUGUCAACUUCGUAUAAGUACGUUAUGGUCGAGUGGAUUGUCCACGUGUAACAAAAAAGGACAGCUGUCGGCGACUGUCGUCAAAUUUUACGGAAGUAGAUUCUAAAUAUUUAAUGAAUCAAAUACAUUUAAUUUUUAUUAAACCUGUUUUUAAUAUCAAAUUUAAAAAGGUUUUGGUGUUCCGUCAUUAAUAAAUAGAGGGCAAAUAAAAUCGGAAACUAAUUAUUUUGACUUUUUAACAGAUAAUGAGUUGAGGCCUUAAAAUAGCCCUGCAUAGUUGAAUAGGGCAUAUGCCCAUUUUUAAUGGAAUCAUUGCCCAAGCCCGGGCGAAAUGUAGGGCCAACUAUUAACGCUAAUAAUUAGGAUAUGCCCAAAUUUAUGAUACUUUAUACUAGGACUAUGUUCUUAGUGUAUAUAGUAUAGACAAGCCAUACUUAAGUAUUAGUAUUAGUAUUACAAUAAAUUAUAAUAAAAUGUGGGCAAAAUAUACCAGAAAUUAGAAAGUGGGUCACAAGUUUUUGUGGUAAUAUAUAUAAUAUAGAUUAUAUAAGGGCAUCAUAAGGGGCUUAAAAAUAACAUACAUAGAAAGAUGAAAUUAAUUUUGGAAAGCUUAAGGCAAGGUCUCCCCUUUACUUAUAUGAUAUAUCUAAUAUGUUCUAUUGCAAUCAGACAAUAUUUAUUUAUAAUUUAAUAUUUUUGAGUACAGGGAGCUUAAAAUCAAUAAAUUACAAUAAAAACUAAUAUGCCUACUGAUACUUAUUAUUCUGAUAUAGCAUGAACUAUGAUUAUGAUGUUAAAAAAACUUACAAGAUUCCAAAAAAGCACCAUCUCUGACUCUUAGUAACCUUUAGGCACUUAAACUUUAACUUUAAUGAAUAGUGGCUAAUACUGGCUACUACUGCCUAGUACUGAUAUCAAUAAUUAUAAUAGUGUUAAGAAAGUCAUUGGCACAUUUCACAUCACAGGCUUUAACUGCAGGGUUAAGGCCUAAUAAUAGUAGGCUUAAAUAGUACUAGGGCCAAAUAAUAGUAGGCUUAAAUAGUACUAUUAGAUAGAUUUAUGGUAUAAUACAUUUUUUUUGUUAAUUAAAUAAUUUCUAAAUUUAAUUUAAUAAUUUAUUACUUUUCAUCCUCAUUUUGAAUUCUUGAUUUGUAUCAUAAACUUGUGAACUCAGGUUUGUAGAGAUGUAAACAAUGUUCAGUUAACUGUUUUACAAUCAACUGUCCAACUUAAGUUAGAUAAUAAAAAUCUCUGCAGUACAUAUAAUAUAAUAAAGCUAAGUUAUUCACAUAGACAUAGCACAUAGAGUUAAAAAUACCUUCUAUCCAUGUUUACUCCUUCUCCUCCCCUUCCUCUUUUUUUGAGGUUAUAAUUAGAUGGUAAACUCAAUAACUUUGUCAAGGCCAAUGAUGUAUUGAUUUCACUUUGUUAAUUUAAAUAAAGGAAUCUAUCGUACUAUACUUAUAGCUAGCAUAAUUAAACAGUGAAUUUUCAAUCUUUACUAUCAAAUUCAUCAUAUAAUUUCAUUUUUUACUAAUUUCACACAGUUAAAAAAUAAUAAAAGUAGGUCUUUAACUAACCAUUUUCAUUUAAAUGUUGUGAUUUAUUAAUUUUGGAAGGAUGUACAGUUGUUGGAAUGUGUGCACUUCUAAGGGGAGAUUAUUUGUGAAUUUUUCUCAUUGCUAUUGUUAUAUUUUUUAUUUAUUUAUUUAGGCAUUUUUAUAUAGCGCUUACCUUAAAGCUCUAAGCGCUUUACAAUUAUUAAAAACAUGUAAACUAACUACAAUAUAAAUGAGACAUUAGGAUAGUAACUACUAUACUAUAGAAACAAUUAAAAUGGCUAUAAAACGAGGAAUUGUGGAAGAGGCAUUUUUUUCUGGCUAUAACUGCUGAUAUUUGUUUUUUUCUUCUGGAAUAAAACUCCAAUCAACAAGUAGUUUUGAAACUGACAUAAUUUAGAAUGCAAAGCCAUCCAACCACCCAUUUUAAUACUCAAGUUUAUGAAUAUCUUUAGAUUAAUAUUUGCUGAGGCAAAUACUUGAAGAAAAAACACAGGAUAUUCGGCAGUGGAAAAUGUCAGAGUCGAUGUCUGGUUGUUCCUGAAUGUAUACUUUAUUCAUUAAAUAUUGUAUUGAAAUGCUACCCUAGUUAUAACUUAAGCUUAGGCUUUAUUAGAAAAUUAAAGGAAAAUCUAAUUUAAAUGCAAAAUCUUUCAACAUUAGCUGUUGCAGGUGGUUAAUAUUAUCUUCUUACUCUUUUUCUGAUAAUACCAAUUACCUUUGAUUUUAUGUACGCAGAUGCCCUGGCUGGAGAUGAAGGCAUUAGGAUAACACCUUCACUGAGAAGUAAAAAAGGUAAUGAUUUUUGCAGUGUUAAAAGUUAUGCAAAAAAAAAAUAAUUAAAUUUUAAAAUAUUUGAAUUGGAGAUGCUCUCCUUGAGCUAUGUUUAUUAAUUGAUCUAAUCCACUUCUUUAUAAUGUAAAUUCCGAACAGGGUCUGUCUGGUCCAAGAAUAAAUUAGAAAGUAAAGGAUGGGAGAUUGAAGCUGGUGUCCGUGUCACAGGCCGAGGCAGGAUUGGUGCUGAUGGCUUGGUAGACCAAGAGUUUUCUCCUUCAUUUAUGCCAUUUAUUUUGCUGUUAUAAACUUUUGCUUAAUUUAUAAAAUGCACAGUAAGGUGAUGUCAUUCUUUUAGGUUUUCUCAACUUUAAUUUAUUCCCAUUUAAUCUUAGAUUGUGUUAAAAAAAAAAAUCAAAAUUACAUCAGCAAUGAGGUUGAUUGUUAUUAUGGUGAUUCAGAACUUAAAGGUUGAUUGGUAUUAGAAAAAAAAUGCAUGUGUUAAAAUUCUAAUUUUUUUAUUGUAGGUAAGAAACAUUGUUGUAAAUAGGAGUCCUCCUUUGACAUUAGUUUAAUUAUAUUUCAAACUAUUUCCUCCCAACCUUAAGGCUAUAUGGUUUACAGAGGGCCGGGGCUCAAAGACUGAUAACCAGGUUGAUAAUGUUGUAUUCGGUGCAGCUGACAAGUGGAAUGGACUUGGUGUCUUCCUGGACUCCUUUGAUAAUGAUGGGCAGGUAAGGGCACUCCUUUGAUAACGAUGGGCAUGCAAGGGCAGCAUGUCUGGAAAACAUAAUAACUCUUGUGGUAAUUGAUUGUGCAUCCUUUCAGUAAAUAUAUAUGUAUUUAAAGAAGGUAAAUUUCAUACAAAAUUGUUCUUUGUGGGUUUUUAGUAUUUAACUUUAGAUGCAUAGUAAAUGUAUGGAAAAUAAAACUGCAUCUUGAACUCAUUUAUCUUUGGUAAGUUAUGAUAUGUUAUGAUUCUCUACUAAAAUUAUUUUACAAAGUUUAAGCAAGAGGUUCUAAUAACAUCUAUGCAAGUAAUAUUUAUAAAUAAAGUAAUUUUUCUGUUGUAUUCCAUCAUAAACUGACAUUCUCUUUGAAUAUAAAGGGACGUGGAACAAAUGUUCUGAAAAAAUGAGUCUUUGACUAAGUAAAUGUAUAGGUCAGGUUGUUUUUCCAAGAUUAACUUCAGUAUCUACUACUUGGAAGUGUCUCGGGGGUGACAAAAUUAAAGACCCGUUUUAAAAAAUCUGAGAGUUUUCUAAAUUGCUAUUGUCUCUCCAUCACAGCAUAACAACCCCUACAUCAUGGCAGUCGUCAAUGACGGGACUAUAGCAUAUGAUCAUCAUAAGUAAGUAGAAUUAAUGAGUACUUUUUAAAAUUCGUUUAAACAUUUACCUUGGACCCAAACAGAAACCUUAUUCUUGCUUUGAGGUGUGGACAUUUUAUUACUUAAUUCUUUGUCAUAGAGCCUACACUUACCAUGAUUUUAGGAAUAUAAAAUGACAUUUUCAAAAAGUAAAAUAUCCAGAUUAAAACUUUUUUUUUAUACGUGUCUCCUCUCAGAUGUCUGGGGAGUAAGGAAAUAUUUCAAAUCCUAUUAUUUGAAUUUAUCUGUGGUAUUGAAAAUACAUAAUAAAUAAAUAAUGUUAGUUUAGUUAAUGCAAUCUAAAAAUUGAUUUGAUAAAUGCACUAAAAAGAGACAGUUUAAAAUUCAUUUAUAAUUUAUCUACACUAAAUCAACAAAAGUAUAUUUUGAAAAGAUUAACUGUUGAAUGAUAAAUCCGUGAACAAGAUGAUUUCAUGUUCUCUGUAUUUUAACAACUGGGCGUGAGUGUAAUGUACAUUUAUUGUUAUUAACUCUGCCAUUGUGCAUCUUGCGUCUCCACUUAGGCUUAGCUUGACUUUGUCAUUUAAAUGUAUUUGACCUAGACUUGCUUUGUCUUCUGUGGAAAAAAAAGUUGGGUAUCCUUAUCUUGUUUUCUUUUUUUUUAUAAAGGGAAAAAUCAACAUGUUAAAUUUGAAAUAUUUUGAUUUCACAUAUUGGAAUUCCACCAUUGCCUGAAUGCACCCUCUAACCCUUCCAAAAACAAACUGUUUAUUAUGAUUCUUUUCGGAUAGCCCUAUGGAUACAAUUUUUUUCUUGUAGAGCCAGUCAAUAAUAUGUUUUUCAUCAAUCUUUUGACCUAGUUUGGAAUGUUUAUUUAGUAGUAUGAAUAUUUUAAUGGUCUUGCUGAAACUUAACUAAACUUAAUUAAACAACAUAACAUCUAAUAUGAAUCAUUUCUCUUGACUAUGAAAUAAAUUAAGUCAAAUAAUAGCAAGUAAAAUUUUGAUCUGAUUAUUUCAGAAAAUAAUUGAAAAUUUGAUUGUCACAAGGGUUUACACCUUUCAGUUUAGUCAAGGGGAAACUGAAUUUUUAGUUAUCAUAUGUUAAAUAUUUAGUUCAGUAGGUUCCAUCAAAUGUUUUAUUUCUAUCUAUGCACCAAGUAAUUGCAUAACCAAAUAAAAGACCCCUCCACAUAUAAAUUGCUUUGCAUUCACUUGCCUAAUAAAAUGCCACGUACAGCUGUAUAUUUAUAUUCCCUUCUAUUGCGCGGUUUCAAAACUUGGAUAACUCAAAGUUAGAUUAACAUCAUCACUUGAAAUUCACUUGAGGCUCUCCUGCCAUGCAUUUUCAUAAUUUUUAAACAAGAUCAAAGACAAAAAUAAGCCAAACUUUUGGUAUCCUCUUCUGUCUCUUGAACUAUUCUCUCUGUGAUUUUCAUGUCAGAUGGCCAUAUUGUACUCUGUUCAUUAUAACAGUACUCCCUAACGUAGAACAGUACUCCCUAACUUAGUGGGAAAUAAACAUGUCAGAUGGCCAUAUUGUACCGUGUUCAACAUAACAGUGCUCUUUUAAGUAGCGUGAAGUGAACAUUUAUAAAGCAGGUCUCAUUACCACUGUUAAAAUGAUGUAUUUUAAAGUAAAUAACCUUCCCUUUGGCAAUAUUGUAUGGGAGACAUUUGUCUAAAACUACCACGUAAAAAAAGCAUACAGCAGCACUGACAUUAUUUCUAUAAAAAGCAUACAGCAGAUCUGACCUAAUUUGUCCAUAUUUUUGUUAAGCCUGGAACGUACCAUGGGGUAAGUUUCCCUUAUUUCUAUUAAAGCCUCUGCAAAUCAAUUACUUCUUUUAUUUAAAUUUUAAUUUCCUUCUAACAUCACACAUUUUUAGCCUAAUAGUAAUAGUAUUGGUGACUUACCUGUGCUUCUUCAUUGUAUUUAUCAACACUGUUGUCUGGCAUAUCAGCCGGCCUUAUCAUAUCAUGUAAUGCUUUCUGUGUGACCUGGGGUCGGUGCAGGGCGGUUGAAGUUAACAGGAAGACAGGUUUCCAUUGUUUGUGUUGUCUUUCUAGCCAUAGGAAUAAUAGGCAUACAGCAGAACAAUAGUUGGGCAAAAUUGUUGAAUAUUGGUCAUUAAAAAAUAUUCAAUGUUAUCUUUGGCUAGAGAGGCUAUUCAGUUGAUGCUGAAAAAAAAAUUAGUUAUGGACAAAUUAAAUUUGGUAGAUAGGUAGCAAGAUCCAUAGUUAGAAACAAUGAUCAAUUUCUGUUGUAUUUUCCCCCCAAAAAUUGCAUUGUUUUUUCUAUUGUUUUUCCAGUAGUCCAUAGAUAAGCAUGGUUUGAUUUCUGAAUGGAUUUUUUGAGAUGAUAAAAUAUGUUUUUUGUAUAGAUUAAAAAAUCUUAAUAAGUGCAAUAUAUAUUGUAAAAAAUUCUGCACAUAUUUUUUAAAUAUCUUAUCAGUGUUGGGUUAUUUGUGUGUUUUAAGUUUUUUGUCGUCAUAUUUUGAUUAUAACGUAAAUAUUUAUUUAAACGCAUAUAUAUUUAUAUUUAAGUAAAUAGAAAUAUGAGAAGAAUGUGAGUCCUCCCACAGGUUGAUGGUUUUAAGAAACAUUAAAACUUGGGACAAUUUGCUAUGAGGUUAUGUAAGAACAUUCAAGAUGGGGUUCAGUGAGGACAUUGAAGAUGGGUUAGAACUAGAGACUGACCGAAUUUCGGUUUCGGCGGUGAAAGUGGCCAUUUUAUCACUUUUGGCAAAGUUUCGGUUUCUGCCGAAAAUGAAAGUUAACUUUCUGCUUAAUUUCGGUUUCGGCCGAAAGAGAAAAUUUAACUUUCUUUUUUUUUCGGUUUCGGCCGAAAUUGAUUUAGAGGCCGAAAGUGACUGAGGUUUUCGGUUAUCUCAUUCUCAGCAAAAGCGAUAUUUAACAAAAUAAGCUACAUUUAAGAAAAAACUUUAAUAUCAAAACAAAUGAUCGUUAAUAGUAAACUAAAUGAUUUAUAAGAAUAACAUAAGUGAUCUUUAACAGAAAACUAAAUGUUCUUUAGGAACAAACUAAAAGAUCUUUAAGAACAAACUAAUCGAUCUUAAGAAACAAAAUCAAUUAUCUAUAAGAACAAACUAAGCGAUCUUCAACAACAAAAUAAGCGACCUUUAAGAACAAGCUAAACGAUUUUUUAUUUAAAAAAACUAAAAGAUCAAUACAAACAAACUAAAUGAUCUUUAAGAACAAUCUGAAUGAUCUUUAAGAAUAACUAAGGGAUAUUUAAGAACAAAAUCAAUCAUCCUUAAGAACAUACUUAGCGAUCUUUAUGAAAAAACUAAACGUUGUUUUAAUAACGCAAGCUAAGCGAUCUUUAAGAAAAAACUUAGCCAUCUUUUUUGAACAAACUAAAUGAUCUUUAAUAACAAACUAAAAGAUCUUUAAACAAAAACUAAGCAAUCUUAAAAAACAAAAUAAAUGAUUUUUAACAACAAACUAAGCAAUCUUUAUGAACAAACUAACCGAUCUUUAAGAACAAAUAAAGCGAUCAUUAACAAAAAACUGAACGAUCUUUAACAACAAACUAAGCGAUCUUAAGAACGAACUAAACGAUCUUUAACAACAAGAUGUUAUGUUAGAUUUUUAUUUAUUAAUAUUCACGAUUAUCUCAUUUUUUAUAAAAAGAAUGUAAAUGUUUAUACUUUCUCCCAUCAUUUUCGAUGUAUGCAGAAUGUAUGUGGGAACGAAUUUCAAAAUAUCUAAAUAUUUCAUUUUCGGUUUCGGCCGAAAGUCAUUUUUAACUUUCGGUAUUUUUUCUGUUUGUGCCGAAAGUCAUUUUAAAACUUUUGGCUCAUUUUCGGUUUCGGCCGAAAGUCAUUUUAAACUUUCGGCCUAUUUUCGGCUUCGGCCGAAAUCAGAAAAUCACUUUCGGUCGGUCUCUAGUUAGAACCCCAAUCUUCUAUGGAAGGACAAGGAAUACUUUUGUUAAAAAUUUGUAAAAAAAAAGUUACAUUUGCUGCUCACCACCUGCUAGUGAUUGGAAGUCACAAGUCAUCUGAUAUAGCACAUGUUUAACAUGGCAUUCGAUUGAAAUGCUUUUUAAAAGAAUAUUCAGUUUUGAGCUACCAAUUACGAUUGUAGUAUUAUUUUUAACUGUAUUUUUUUUUUCUGAAUUUUUUUAUAAUUGUGGUGAGUACUUCUGGUCUGUUCUUCUUAGGAACUCCUAGGUAGCUUUUGGGGGGGGGGGGGACUCAUUUUAAACAAUUUUUUUUCCCCAAACAAUUUUUUUCGCCAACUCAUUAACUUGAUGAUUUAAGUCUAUAAAGGGCAUUCCUUCUCAAUGACUAAAUAAACUGUUGAGAUUUACAGGUGGCAAAUAUUUUAUUGUGACUGGAAUUACAUAAGUUGCGCAGUAUUAUUAAUUUGGAUAAGUAAUCUGAAUUUCAGUGUUUAGGAUUCUUAGUAGUGAUGUUUUUUCAUUUAGUUUCUUUUGUGUUAGUUGUUGGUUGUGGAGCUUUAUUUGUAUUGAAGUAGUAUAUUAGUGGUUUUUAGUUUGGCUUUCUGCCCAUAUCUUAUUUAAUUAUUUUCUUUGUUUUGUAUCCUAGACUUGAUCUAUUUAACAGUAAAUGUUUAAAUUUGAUUGGUCUUGCUCUAUUGAAAAAGUGUUCAAUAUAUUGAAGUUCUUCAUUUUAAAAAUAAAAUAAAUUUGUAGCCAUUGAUUAUGGCAGUUGUUACGCACUGACUUGUAUUGGGAGAAAUUAAUCUCCUAUUUUAAUUUGAAUUGGCUCGUUGUAAACAGUGCCUAACAAAGGACGAUACCAUAUAAUCAACAAUAUUAAAGAUACGACCCAAAACAGUUUCUAGUUACAAUUAAUUAAGAUUUAUUAUGUCUUAAGAUAAUUACAAAAAAGUUAAUACAAUUAGAAAUAAUGAUGCCAAUAAAUAAUGCGAAAUAAACACAUAUAAGUAGGAGCACACAAAUACACAAAGAAUAAAACACGCCUCGUAAUGUUAAGAGAAUCUAUAUGAAAAUCUCUCCCUCUCUCGUCGUGCCUGUCAAUCCCUUAUAUAGGUGGGUCUACCGACGCCUAAGCCCUGCCUUCUACAAGCUACAUGACAUUUCGAGAAAAAUCCCAAUAAUUCUACCAAAUACUAUUUGGAACAGAUUAAUUAUUUUUAUUCGUUGGUGGCGUAAACAAGAAUACAUCAAAGACCUAAGCCACACCCCUUUGUGAACACAGCGUCUCAUGCGGGGUCAAUCAGAGGGCAUGCACGAGAAAUAUUAUGUAAACAAGCUCCCUAUAACAGCAGUAAUUUAUAAUUGUUUGUGAAUGCCAUUUAUCCCAUAUCAAUAACAAAAUUGUAUCUAGUGUUUAAGAUGUUCAGCGGAAUCAUAUGUCUUGGUCUUCAUUCAGUACAGCAUUUAUUUAUUUUUUAUGCUCUGCAUUGCUGUGAAAUUUUAGGCAUUGGCUUGAUAUUGAACUUGAAAACUCUUCUUUUGUUUCAAACACAGCAACUUCAAUUAUUUCUAUGAUUCAGCCAAGCUGCUCUGUCUUUUUGAAUGAAUCUGUCACUUCGCUUUUGUUUUAAUUAGAUUUAAUUCCAUUUUUUUCUUAUCUUAUAAAAAUACCUGGUUACUCUUACAGUUUUUGUGUAAAAUGUAUGGUUUUGAAAUGUUUUUAAUGAUUGUAUGUUGUGACCUGUCAGAACUAUGAUUUUAAGAGGUAUUCUGGUAGUUUUUGCGAUUUAAAAAAAAAUCAGUUUUUGAAUUUAUAGCUAUUUCUAUAGAAAACAUCUGGCAUUGAAUGGACCGAGUAAAACUAUUGAUUGUAAUUUUCUUAAUGUCGGGACCAUCCUUAAUAUGUUACAUAGGCACUUAGAGGAGAUGAGGAGAUUUGGCCUAUGAGGUGCAUGUGUAAGGGGGUUGGUGGAAGUGUCAAAAGCCUUAAAAAUAUCACUGCAACAUUUCAUAAUAAUUUUGAUCAUUGUCAUAUUGUUGCUCUGUGUUUUCACAAUGAAUUAGCUAGAUACUACAACAGUAAUAUUUAGUAUAGUCACCCUGAUGACAAAUUUAGUCUGGAUUUACUUAAUUUGCUUCAGUGCUGUUAAUUGUCACAAUUAUUUUGUUUUUCGGCUGAAAUAACAUUUGCAAAAAUGGAGAAAACUGCAGAACUUAAAUUUGUUUAUUUAUGCAUUCUCAACUGCUAUAUUUUAUAACAUCUAGGAAGCUGCUUUUGAAAUACAAUUGAAGUCACGAAGCAGUUCUAUAAUUUUAGUACACCAGUUUUGUUCAAGCACUCCUCAUCCCUUUUCCCAAUACAGCUUGCUGGGGUAUUAGACCAAAAUAUGUUAAAGGAAAAUAAAAUCAGGUUCCUGGGUUUAAUGCCAGGGUAGCCUAAUUGUGGCCUUCAUGUUAAAAUAUGGUGCUAUCUGGAUGGAUCACAAAUGACCUUAUUUCUUCAUUUUAUUAGCUAUUUAAUUUUAUUCUUGGCAUGAACACACAUUUGAAAUAUAUAUGCAAAAGUUUUUGUGACAGUCCACACCAUUCUGGUGUAACCAUCCCUGUUUUGGAUGGAUUAAAAUACAAAAAAUGAUUGAGAUAAUCUUAAAUAAUAGUAUAAAACAUUUUUACUAUCUAGUAAUUAAAUACAAUAAAAAAGAUUGCCACAGAUAGGUAGAGGAAACCUCAUCACUUUCCACAAGGAUUACGAAUAAGUAUAGAAGGAUGCAAAACUAUAUUCAGGUAUAGGCAAAAGUCCGUCCCUGCAUUUUGAGUUUAUGAAAAAUUUCUGGGGAUGGGGAUGGCGCUUGGACACAAUUUCCGCCAUGCCAUCAUUGUUCUUUGCUGUAAUGUCAUUCUGUUGUUGUAAUAUCUUAAGAUAUCAGAUAAAUUGUCCUACUUUCAGAAAAUUACACCCAUUCAAAAAUAAUACAGACAAUGCCACAGUAUUAUUCUCAACUCUGUGAAGAAGUAUGUUUUGGAGAAUAAUAUGAAUGUGGAUCAUAGUUUUUAAAGGAAUGAAAAUGAUCAGACUAUUAAACUUAGAGAUUAUUUACUGUGCACUAGUGAAUAACACUAGGAGUGCAUAUCCUAAUAAUAGCCUGCAUCAGUUGCCAAGGGGAAAUGGUUUUUUAUUUAAUGGGUAUCCAUUGAACUAUUCAAAAACUCAAUAGUUAUUUCUAUGAUUUUGUUUAUUUUGGCCAUAAUUUGUAAGAAAUACAUAGGUUCCAACAUUUCAAUGUCUUCUAAUCUGUGGUGGAUAUUUUUUUUUUUUGGUGUGUAAAGACAUCUGAGCAGGGCUAGUCUAAUGCUUGCAUUUUGUGACUGUGAGGUCCACUCAAAUAGUCAUAGGUCACUAACAUCAAGGAAAAUUUGAUCAUCUCUUUCUGCUGACUCUAAAUAUUCCUUAUAACGUAACUGAUAUUUCAGAUGUCAUAAACUACAAUUAUUUAUUCAUUAACUUGUGUGGGGAAAGAUCCUUCUGGCUUCAUUGUGUCUUUACUAACAUGCUAUUUGUAUUGUGUCGUAUGUAUCACCAAUUUCGUCAGAUGUGAUAAACCUAUAUUUAUGCCUGAAAUAAUUGGAGGCAUUCAUUUAUAAAUUGAUUUGGUCAAUGUUCGUAGGUCAGUCUAUUAAUUGCUUAAGGAUUUCAUUGAUCCCCUCAAAUAUUUGCUAUGUGUCUAUUUUGUUCAGCUUCAAGCACUGAAAUGAUCAUUUUACUUUCACUCUGUUUUACUUCGUAACUUGCUUAAAUUUUAUUUAUUUAUUAUUAUUUAAAAAAAAUAGUUCUUGUAGUAUUAUUUUUUCUCUCAAUGUCUUAUGUAUUUAUAGGUUAAUUUCCUUGCAAAUCAAAUUAUUGACAAACAAGAGUGUUUAUGCCAUUCUGUCCUAUACAUCACUAAUGAAUGUUGUAACAAAUUCUGGUCACAUUCUCUCUUUCCCCCCCAUCUUUAAAAAAAAUAUUAAAAUUCCAUGGAUAACAAAGUGAACAAUUGAAAUAAUUCUAUUAAAUGCAGCUAUUCCAAACAUCAAAACAAAUUUUUUUGUAUGGACUACAUGCUAUUAAACAUGUAUGCAAAAUAAUUAUAUUGAAAUUGAAUUUCAUAGGUCUUUUGGUCCUAGUAACAAAGCAUCCCUGCCAGACAAUGUUCUGUAAUCUGAAAUUUGAAGUUCAUUGUUUAUUUUUCUCAUCCAGUUUUCUCAAUAACUGAUACUUAAAUCUGUUUUCUUUCUCUUCAUCAGUGAUGGAAGCACACAGAACUUGGGUGGAUGUCUGAGAGAUUUUCGUAACAAGCCAUUCCCAGUCAGGGUCAAGAUUGAGUACUACAACCAGAUUCUCACUGUGAGUUAUUUAAUGUUACUGCAACCAGAUUAUAAUUAUAAGAUAUUUGUUAUCUCAAUUUCUUUUUUCUUUCUGGGUCUUUAUUUUUUAUUAGCUUAUGUCAAAUUUAAAAUUAAGAGAAAGUUCAUUUAAGGCAGCACUAAGCACCAAGAUUGACAUGCUGCCAGUGUCAAUUUUUCUUGCACUACCUAAUGCCACACAACACCACUGCCCAAGCCAGACAACACCACUGCCUAAUGCCACACAACACCACUGCCCAAGCCAGACAACACCACUGCCUAAUGCCAGACUACACCACCACCCAAUGCCAGACAACACCACUGCCUAAUGCCAGACUACACCACUACCCAAUGCCAGACAACACCACUGCCUAAUGCCAGACAACACCACUACCCAAUGCCAGACAACACCACUACCCAAUGCCACAUAUGUUUAGUCUAGGCACUGAAUAUCUCCCAUACACAUGAGUUAAUGCUACUCUCAUGAGAAUGUUGCUUUCUUCAUAUAGCAUUCCAAGUGUUUUUACCUUGUUUCAUUAACUUUUGGUUGAAACUAUUGUAAUGACCUGACUGUCUUCAGCAAUGUCUUUUUAACAGAACUCUAGUAUUCUGACCUUAACUUGUCCAAUGUUCUGUAUCUCAGGUCAGAGUUCACAAUGGUCUUACCAACAAUCAGAAUGACUUUGAGAUUUGUAUGAGUGCCUCUAAUGUUGUCCUCCCUGCAUCUGGUUAUAUUGGCAUAUCUGCAGCUACUGGUGGAUUGGCUGGUAGGUCAUAGUCAUGAUGUCACAAUUAUCAUUUUUCUUUUGUUUUUGGUUGCUAUUGAUCAAUACUAUACACUUAGCUAUAGAUAUUGGUGAGAUUGAUAAAAAUUCAGGUGUAAAUAAAUUUGGAGGUAACUUUUAAUUAAUCGCUUGAUAAAUUGUUACUUAAACAGUAGAAUUAUGAAUCUGAUAGAGUUCUUACAUUGCCCGACUCAGAUAGCCUUAAGGAUAAUUUUUUUCAGCUGACCAAAACAAAAUGUUCUGAUGAUUUACGUGUCAAAUAAAUGAUCUAAACAAAUUGUACUGACAUACUGUCUCAAAUAAAUGACCAAAACAGAAUGUUCUGACUGCAGGGUCCCCACACAGUGGGGAAAACGGGAAAUAUUUGGGACUUUAUUAAAUCAUUUUCCCGGUCGUGAAAACGGGUAAAAUGGGCCAUCUAGUAAGGAAAUUUUCCGAAUAGUCAGGAAUUUUUUAAUUUUUAAAAAAAUAAUUAUAAAUUUGGCUUUGGAUGCCAUAAAAAUUGACGUUAAUCACCGAUCUGGUACAUUUUUAGCCUUUCUGUUAUCAAAAGGAUGUUACUAGUGGUUUCCCCUUAACUGAGCAUGCGUUUUGAGCUCUACAAGUUUCUAUUACCGUACAACUUCAAUUGACCAGAAAUAUGUAUUGACUGUUCACAUCGCUGAUCAAGAGAUGUUCCACUGUUUGGGUAAGUAAAGUGUAAAAUAUAGUAAAUAUUUAUUUGAAUCUAGUUUUCAAUUGUGAGCUAACCAUUAUAAAUAGAAUACUACUCAUCCAAGUGCUGUCUACAAUGAAUAAGCUUAGCAUACUUUGUUAUGUGGUAGUCUUUAUAAGUUGAAUUUUAACGGUUUUACUAUUUGUGGGCGACACAUUUUUUUUAUUAGCGCUAGGCAGCCUUUAACUUUUUUUAAAGCCUAUUAGUUCACUUUACAUUUAAUUAUGGAGUAGGCCUUCUCAUUUUAAAUAGGCUAAUAUGAUCAAGUUAUUUUGUGAUGUUAUUUUUGCGUAGACUAGCUUGCUAGUUUACAGCUGACAUUGGAAAUUCAUUUAAAAGUUAAUAAAACUGAAACUAGUUGAUUGGACUUGAUGUAUCGAUUCAGGGAGCCUAACAUAACUGUAUAGUAUAUAGUUAGUCCUUAUUUUAUGCACUCCCGUGCUCUGGGUAUACCUUACGGCAAUAUACUAUUAUUCAUAAGCACAGUGGCGUAGCCAAGGAUUGUUUUUUUUUGUUUAAGGGGGGGGGGUCCUUUGGAUACCCCAAAAAGUGUGUGCGUGGGUGGUGGUGGUGGGGGGGGGUUUGGUUGGUCAAUGAUGCAUUCCCCCUGCGGAAAAUCCUGACUAUGCCAUUUCAUAUGCAUAUCUUAGUAUCUCUUUUGACUCUAUAUUACUGUAGUUUAGUAUGGGUAUAAUAUAGUCUAUAUGAUGUAUGCCGUACUGUAAAUUAUAAACAUAAUAUUAAUAUAGUAAUAUAUUUUAUUUUUAUUUCGCUAUUCAGCAUCAAGGCUCAAUAAAAUAAUACCCAACAGUUCCUUUAAAAGACUCAUGGUCAGGACAGCUAUCGUGAUAAUGAUUGAACAAGUCAUCACUGCUUCACUGUGCUGAAAAUAUUGAUAUCAAGUAUUCCGGGCGAAAAUAUUUAAAAAUAUCAGUCAUCUGAUGAGACUUCAGCUUUAUCACCUAUCUUAGGUGUCCAAUUCUGCAACUUCUCAGCCCAGCUCCCAAUGUAUGUGUCGAAAUAUGAAACCUUCAUUGGAGAGAUUUUAUUGACACUAUAGUGUGGUGACUCAAACUACCCAUUUUCAUCACAAAGAAGAGAACGUUAACUCCAUAUAUAAGAAAAGAUGCUUUCCACUUGUGGUAGCUAUACGUAUGUUCUAAAAUGCCCCGGAGAACUCAUUGCAAAAAAAAAAAGUUGCCCUUGCACUUUAAAAGUAAACGUCAAAAAUUUUUCACAUCUAAGUAAAUUGAAAAAUUGCCAUUGCUAGAAAAUUUAAUAAAUAUUUACACCUCACUUUUAUUGUUCAUUGGUGUUGUAUUUCAAUGUUGCUUUAUUGUGACAAUUUCACGGUUGUUUUUAUAUUAUAAAAAAAAACAAAAAAUGAUGUGUUGCGAUAGUCAGAAAUUUUUUGUUUUUAGUUGGGAAAAAGGAGGGAAUUUUGUUUUUAAAAAAGAGUGGGAUCCCUGUGACCGAAUUUUCUCAAAUAUGUGACCAAAACAAAAGUAACCCUACUUCUUCAGAUGACCAUGAUAUCUUGUACUUGUCGACCCAUUCACUCCAUGAUCCCACUGUUGACACCAGUCAGGUCUCAGAGGAGGAGCGACAAAAGUUUGAGCAAGAGUUCAAGCAGUACCAGGACGAACUGGACAAAGCCAAGCAGGAGUAAGAUUGCUAGAUCUAAGAUAGUUUGAGUUUUUUGUCCUCUACCUUCCUACUCUAUCACAACUACACAAUUUGCAGUCUUCUUUUACAACAUACCCCUCACCCUUCUAGUUCUAAGACAGCAUGCACACUCAUCCUCCUAGUCUGUUUUAAAACACUGUCACUGCUCUAAACCUUUUCUGCCCCCCUCUUUGAAAUUGGUUAGAGAACAUUUGAAUAUAGAUAAUAAGAAAUAUUUUUUUAAAUAAAUGCUUUAUGUGUGGUAAUGAAAGUCCUGAGAGUUGUGAUUAUGAGAGUACAUUUAAAUAUUGACAUAUUACGAGAAUUUAAUAUAAAAGCAUUAGCGUAGUAUAUGAAUCUACAAGUUUGGAGUAUUUAAUUUAGUAAUCAAUCUGAGUGAAUCUGUUGCCAACAGACUCCUGCCUAACCUAUUUAAACAAAAACUUGCCUCCUGUCUAAGCAAAGGGUCAUAACUCCGUUUUGAUAUUUAUAUUUUAUUUUUAACAAAAGAAAUCUAAUAUAAAACAUGCAAAUGUCACUGUUAUUUAAUUUUUUUUUCAAAGAUUAUUUUCAAAUAUUCGCAGAGUCAUCAUGGUCAUUGUAGCUCGCUAGUAUUAUGAUCUGACGAUGUAACAUUAUUGAAUUUUAAAGUCUGUUUCAGAAAUAUCUUCAAUAUUACUUUCUACAUUGAUUUAAAAAAGUUCUACAUCUAUUUGUUCGAUUAUUUCAACAUCUAAACUUGCUAGUCUAGUAAACUUAGUCACUUGUCGCAAAUGAACAUAGAAACCAUGCUGAACUCUGAACACUCCUAACUUUUUAACAGAAAAAGCUAAAAACCUAAGGUUUUCUUUUUUAUUGAAGAGAGUCGCUUGCGAGGGCAGCAGUAAAUUUUACCAGAGGAAUGUAUGGUAGUUCAGUUGCGUGGCGCCCUGAAAGAAUGUGGUAAAAACAUUUCCCAGACAAGCCACCCCCCCCCCCACCCCCAGUGAGUGUAGUAGGCCAAGCCACAGCACCACACCACCCCCCCACAGUGUAGUAGGCAGUGCUGGUGGGAAUUAGUGAGGGUUCAAAUUUUUCCUCAUUGAUUAAACUUUGUUUCCAGCUACCAGAAGGAGCACCCAGAUGAGAAAAAAGAUGAGUACUAUGAAGGUGGAGAUGACCAAUGGGUGAGAUUAUACUUUUCUUGAAAUGGUCUGGUACUACAAAAUAACAAAUCAAUAUACUUGAAUAACUGAGGCAGACUGAUUCUAACUUAUGUUCUCAUGGUAUUUGUUCAAAUAAUACUUAUAACUUCAGUUAUGGUUUCAAUCUGCUUGUUUUCUUACCUUUUGCUCACAGUUUUAUUGUGUGUUCUGCUGUUCAGUUUUAUUGUCUUUGUUCUGCUGUUCAGUUCAUGGUGUCUUCUGCUGUUCACAGUUUUUAUUGUGUGUUCUGAUUUUCACGUUUAUUUUGUGUUCCAGGUGUGAAAUAUAUUUUUCAGGUUGUUUUGUUUGUUUGUUUGUAUUCUAUUAUGUUUAUGUAUAUCUAAUAUUAUUUGCAGAUAAAUAUUUUAUCCACUGGCAAUAUUAAUAGAUCUUUCCACAUCCCCAGGUUCAGUCUCUUACAAUAUUUACAUCUCUUUCCAUGUCCCUAGUAUAAUUCUAUAUCAGUAGAUCUUACCACAUCCCCAGGUUCAGUCUCUUGCAAUAUUUACAUCUCUUUCCAUGUCCCUAGUAUAAUUCUAUAUCAGUAGAUCUUACCACAUCCCCAGGUUCAGUCUCUUGCAAUGUUUACAUCUCUUUCCAUGUCCCUAGUAUAAUUCUAUAUCAGUAGAUCUUACCACAUGCCCAGGUUCAGUCCCUUGCAAUGUUUACAUCUCUUUCCAUGUCCCUAGUAUAAUUCUAUAUCAAUAUAUCUUUCCACAUCGCUAGUUUAAGACCCUUGCAAUAUUUACAUCUCUUUCCAUGUCCCUAGUAUAAUUCUAUAUAAAUAGAUCUUACCACAUCCCCAGUUUCAGUCCCAGAAUGAAAAGGAGAUGAAACAAAUCUUCGAUGGUCAGAACAUCAUCAACAAUGUACUGAGGGAGGUCAAUAGGAAGCUGGAUGAGCUGAUGGGUCGCCAGGAGAUGGUCAUAUCCAGGAUAAACGCUAUGCCGGUCGGACAGGGACAGGCACCGCAGCAAGUUCAGGUAAAAUAGAUUUUUGUAAAAACUAUUAAGAAAUUCUUUAAAAAGCUAGUCAAGAGCAGGUGAUUAGCUUUUAGAUAUGUUAACCAUGGCACUGCAGGGAAGUCUUUUGUUUGCACCCACUUGUUUGGUUCAUUUGUAAUGCUACUCUGAGACAUGCUUUAACCUCAGCUACCUAUUCCUGUGGUGACAGUGUAUAAUGAGUGUGCUAAGUACCACCAUAUUGAAUGUACAAAGUACUUUAUAUUGAGCGUGUUAAGUGCCAUCAUAUUGAAUUUGCUAAGUACCAUUAUAUUGAGUGUGCAAAGUAACACCAUAUUAAAUGGGCUUAGUACCACCACAUUGAAUGUGCUAACUACCGCCAUAUUGAGUGUGCUAACUACCACAAUAUUGAGUGUGCUAAGUACCAACAUCUUCUAUCCUGUAGGGGGGUGGUCAGCAACAAGUGGCUGGCAGCCCAAUCCAGAGACAUGAAGUAGACAGACUCAUCAAUAACCAGAACAGUUUACUACAGCAGAUUGGAGAUCUCAAGUAAGUUUUGUCAUCUAGAGAGAGGAGAGAGAAAAAGAAGGAAAGAGAGAGAAAGAAAGUGAGAGAGAUCAUUAUUUUUAUUAAGGGAAGAGAGAACUGAGCAGGUCAUCUAGAGAGUACAUAAAUAGUUGAAUAAGAUAUAUUUAGGCUUGAAAAAUAAGAGGAAACGAAAAUUAAAAUUACAAGGAUGUUUCAACUAAAUACCUUCUUUAACAGACAAGACAAAACAAAAAGUAGCACAUAAUUAAAAAUCAAAUCUAAUGUGUUCAAAGAUCUCAGUGUAGUUCUCUUAGUCUCUGUUUAGAAAUAAAAACGCCAUCCUCAGUCAUAUAACAAGAGACUGUGAGUAAAUAGACAUGGUGGUGAAUAGACAAUGAAAUGUCUUGAUUUUUCUAUGGUAACUUUCUUACUUAAGACAAUUAAAACAACAUGGUAAAACUUAAAAGUUUGUGUGUAAUUCAUAUUUUUAAAUGAGAGACGGUGGACAACAUCCAAUCAGGAAUAAUUAUACAGGAUGUCCAGAUAGUUUGUGUGUAAUAUAUUAAUAUAUAUUUCACUAUGUCCAGAUAGUUUGUGUGUAAUAUAUUAAUAUAUAUUUCCCUAUGUCCAGAUAGUUUGUGUGUAAUAUAUUAAUAUAUAUUUCUUUAUGUCCAGAUAGUUUGUGUGUAAUAUAUUAAUAUAUAUUUCUCUAUGUCCAGAUAGUUUGUGUGUAAUUUAUAUUUCAUUAUGUCCAGAUGGUUUGUACACACACAUUGCAAUAACUAAAAUCAAUCUUGUAAUUUUCAGAUACAUCAUCAAUGAUGUCCAGCAGAAAGCUAUUGCUAUACAGAAUCAAGCAGGUACAGGCGGGGGCGUCCAGGACAAGAUGGCCCUCCAUGAGAUGAAAGACAGAAUCUCAAAUGUAGCUAAUGAUAUCCAACUUUUAAUCAACAAACCUCAGGUGAGUUUAACUUUGUCAUCUAGUCUUCAGAGUCAAAAAUCAAUGUCUUACUCCUUCAGGGCUCUGAUAGUUUGCCAUAUACUUAUUAAUUUACAAAUAAAGUUUUAUGAUAAUUUGAUUAAUUAAUUAUGAAAUUGUUAGUAGAGUGCAGACCUGUUUACUCUUACGAUUUUGGCGUACAAUGUACGAUUUUGAGGUGUUUAGAUUGUAUAUACUGUAUGUUUUUUUUACUAUAAAUAUAACAUAUUGAACAAUUUGUGAUAUUUUACGAUUUUAAGAGUUUGAGGGUAAACAGGUCUGAGAGUGUAGCUGAGCCAGACUUGUUUACUCCUAUGAUUUUGGUUUACAAUGUAAGAGAUUUUGUGUACAGGUUGGGGGGGGGGGGUGGUGGCUGUCUAAAUAUUUAAGUCUAUAAAAUUAACACCACCACAUUUUUGUAAUGUUAGUGGAAGGGAGAUUUGCAGUAUGUAUGAACGCUAUUCAAUAAUUCUACAAUAUUCAUCCUGAAACUCUGAAAGUCCAAAAAGAGCAUAUUUAUAUCAUAUCUUCAAUGUUUUAAAAAUAUCACUCAGUGUUUUGUAGAAAUUAUCAUCAUAAUGUUGCCGUUUAUUUUCAGAAAUGAACUUGCUAGAUAUAUUCAGAUAGUAGUAGGGGUAUUAAAGUAAUAUUUACUCAACCGUAUGUUUUAAGUGCUUGUGAUUUAUAUUUUUGAGUGUGCUUUAACAUUUUUUAUUGCUGACACCUAUGCCCAAUUUAGGUUUUCACCAUGCACCAUGUGUUCAAUUCUAACAGUUACAAUUGGAAAUAGCGAAUGCAUAAGAAAAUAAAGAGUUGCGUAAAAAUAAAUAUAACACAUGUAAAUCACUAAGCUCCAUCUAGUUACUGCAAACAACUCUUAGCGAGUUACUGGGGGUAGCAAAAUUUGACUUUUAUCCAGAGGCCCCCACUUUGCAUUGGUUUGGUGCUUUAUGACAAAACUUUGUGACAUAAUUAUUUCUCACGGCCGAGCUAUGGCCAGUGCAGAAACAGAAAACUAGAGAAUGCAUUCUCAACUGUUCUGAGCAGCAACAUUAGUUUGCAACAUAUUUUAUAGGAUCUGAGGGUGGCUUUUGAAAUCUAUUUUUUAGAACGGACAAAACAGCUGUAAGGUUUUGAUACUCCCCUUUUACUUUCACCCAUUUACAGCUUGUGGUAGUUAUCAGACUGUAAUAUGUUAACAGGAUCUAGGCAUAAUGGAUAUUCAUUCUUAUUUUAUUUUUUUAAACUGCUUUUCCUAAAAAAUAAAUAUGAAGUUACUUUUUUAUUUUUUUAAACAUUGAUGUCCUAAUUGAUUAAUUCAUUCAUAUUUCAUUAAAUGUUACUUUAUGCUAACCUGACUUCGCUUUUGAACCACAUUAACCCACGAACUGUGGUCGGCCGAAAAAAUCGGCAGACUUUCUAGUUCUGUACUGUGGUGGCCAAUAAAAAACACGGUCCGAUAGCAGCUUUCAAUCCAAUAUUUAACCGGAAUUAUAGCCAUGUCCUUUUAUUAAUAAUUAAAUCAUCUUCGGGUUCAAGCUGUUUCUUGAUAACUUGAAAAUAAAUACUUUUUAAUCAGAGUUUUAUAUCGCUGUUUAUCUUUAAAGCUAAAAUGGUUGAAGCUAUGGCUGGGGUCAUUCAGUGCAAGAACUAAUAGAAAUAUGUUUGAAGGCUUUUUAGGAGAGGUUUUAAACGAUACUGAUGAUAAUUUUAACAUUCCCCAUGACAAUAUCAGUUGAGAUUAUUCUUCUCGUGAAUUUUAUACUAGUCUUGGUGAUACUGAAGUAGGCCUACUGAGGCUACUGUUAGACUUCGAGCCAGGCCCGGAGGUUGGGCAAGGACUGACUGAAUUUUAGUCACAGAAGCUACAGAUUAUAGUUCAGAACUAAUAAAUUUUAUAGUUAACCAACCCAAAUCAGUUCCACAGUUCCUUUUUAAAUGUUAACUAGUCAAUAACUAUUUUGCCUGAGAUUUCGUAUUUUGUACUUAGUUUUAGCAGUGGUCCCAGUUUCUUAUAUAAAUGACCUAAAAUUACUAAAAUUAUAUUAAAAUGUUUAAUUGAAAUCAAAACCUCAGCAAACAAUACAUUUUUUUAAAGAUAAAUGAAUUGGCUACAAAAUUUAGAUUUUGUUUUAAGUGUAUCUAUAAAAAUUAAUGAUGUUAUGAGCACUGGAAAGUAAGACAUUUUGUUGAUUUUUUUUUCUUGAGAACUCCAAGGUCAAGGACACUGAGCAAAAAAUUUUUACGGGGUGGGCAAUAUGGUCAACUUUAUCCCCAUCCAUUUACCUUUCUAAAAUUCAAAUUGCACUCAAAACGCUCUGAAAACCUCCACACCACAGAAUGAUGUAUGCUACAGUUCGUGGGUUAAAUUUUACCAGUAACUUUAUUUUUACCAGUGACAGGCUGUGAUAAUGUGAUCUGCACUUUCACCAAAAUAUUAAUUGAUAACAAUAGCAGAUACACGUCUGCUAAACAAAGUGAUCACAGAUAGCAGUAUUAACAUCAGUCAUGUACUUUUCAAAGCUACCUUUUUUGCCGUCAGCUUAACUUGAUCCCCCUCAACUUGCAAUGCGAGUAGUUAUACAUUAUGUAUACUUUAUGUUUAUUGAUUUACUAUUAAGAUACUGUAUUGUACAAUUUUGAGACAAUAUUGUAUGAUUUUUAAGAGUUCGAGGGUAAACGGGUCUGCUAACAAGAUUUUUGUGUGUUGAUGCACAUUAGCUUUUUUACACUUGUGUGACUCAGUUUUAAAAAAACAUACCAGAUUUUGUUUGUUUCUUUAUUAGAAUUUCAGUGUGUUUCUGUUUAAUGAAAAGAUGUUAACAUAUGUACAUCAUUUAGAAAUUUUUGCCAUAUCCAAGUGAAUGUGUUCUCAACCGUAUACCAUCACAAGUAUGAGCUUUAAAAUUUGGAUUUAUCAGUGAGCUUUCUCAGCUAUGCUUUGUGUCCUUUAAUUAUGAGUUGAGCCUCUUUGACACUGUCCUAGAUUAAUGUUACUGUGUAAUACAGGUACCAGUGCUAAAAAAAGUUGUAUUUUCCAUGUGUAAUACUUUGACCAUUUGCUGUGCAAAGUUGUAUUUUCCAUGUAUAAGACCAGUAAAAGUACCAAAAAUGUUGUAUUAUCCAGCUAUCAGACCAGUAGGAGAACUAAAAAUGUUGUAUUUCCACAGGCCAACCUUCAGUGCCCCCCACCAUCACCUUCCAACAAUUGCUUGUCAUCUUCAGUGUUUUUUGUAGCAUUAGUUAUUCAAUUUGUGCUUACCAUAGGAUACAUGGUUUAUAGGUAAGUACUUCAAACCAAGUGCUGAAUAAUCUUGUCAUGAUGACAUACCCUCGGUUGGUGUUUAUUUAACUUCUAAUCAUUUGAAUUUGUCUCACUAAUUUGUAUAGUCUUAUUAAUUUAUUAUAAAAAGUUAAUUUGAUCAAAGCCUAUUUGAGUGUUGCUAAACUUAUGUAAUCAUUGAAGUAAGUCAUAUUGAAAACCAUCCAAUUGUAGGAUUUGAACUUCUUGUUUAUAUUUGAAAGGCAAAUUUUCCAUUUUUGUGUGGUCCUCUUGAGCUUACUUGGAAUUAUUUGUAGUUUUUAUUUCUCUAUUUUUCAGAUCUAAUAAAGAAGCACAAGCCAAAAAGUUCUAUUAAAAUAAAUUAGGAACUAAAUUUUAACUAAACUUUUAGUGUGUGUUACAAGGUUCUGUUACUGCUGUAUUCAUGCAGGUCUUUGGUGAGAUUACUUAGUCCUUGACAUCAGUUUUUGUGUUUUAUAGAAUUUUAAACAAUUGUUGAACAUUAUUAUUUUUCUUUCUUUCUCUUAUUUGUCAAUGAUAUUUAAAAGCAGUAGUGUCAUUAUUUUUCAAUCCCUUCAAUAUUUUAAAGAGAAUCAGCCAACAGAAUUGAUACAUGAUUUUUUUCAUCUUUUAUUUAUGGAGAAGAUAACCCUUUCCAAUGUACAUUGUCUCAGCACACAAUUAUCAACUGUUUCUUUUGAAAUGGAAUAGUGGGAAAUAUUCUUUAAAAUAAUAAAGUUAUAUUAACACUAAUACUUAUUUUAUUGAUGAAAUACCAAAUUUGCCUCUAAGAUGAAAAUUUUAUAAUCAAUAAUUGUUGAUACUAAAUUUAUAAGUACUAAAUUGAAAGAACAAAUAAAUGUCCUCUAAAUCAUAAACAUUUUGAAUGAUCAUUUCUAUGAGACUCAUCAUUUGAAUAAAGACUGUUUUAUUGUAUGGUAUUUUCUAACAAGUUUUCCCCCAAAUUAUCUGAGUAGUUUUUUCCCUCGGGCUUCCCUGCUAUGUGUUAGAUCCCUGACAAGGUGUCUGCAUUUUUUAAAUCUUGGUUUAUCCUUCUUUAUGUCAAUUAUUUAGCCACUGAUAAAAUAUAUUUUACAAGGUUACACAAACUGGUUGUUUAAGAUUAAAAAAAGAUUCAAGUUUUUAUUUGUAUUAAAAAUUUCUUCUACUCUGAAAAUGAAUGGAAAUUUCCAUUAUUUACAUUAACAAUUCAUUACAUCAAGACCAUUGGAUUAUUCAAAACUGAUCCCAUGUUGUGAUCAUUUUGCUUUUUUUUCAUCACUCAGUGAAAGAUUUUUUAGUAACCAUUCUGGUGUUCUUUUGAGGCAUCACACUUUUUUUUUUAGCUUCAAGAUAAAUCUCUGAAAACAUGUUCACUGGAUGGAGAGAAUGGGAGAGAUUAUUUGUGUUACAUGAUGUAGCUUUUGUGAAAAAAUAGGAUUGGGUAUUUUGUCAUUCCAUCACAGCUCUGACGUUUUUUUUGUGUGACACGCCCCCCUCCCCACCUUCUCCCCCUCCCCCAUGCCUUUCAGGUUAUUUGAAGUAGUUUAAACAUUUUUAACAUGUGUUUUAAAGUCAGCCAAGGCCGAUUUUGUGAUACCCAAUUUGUGAUUGGUUUAUGGUGACAGCUAGGCUCUGGCGUAAAGAGUUAAGGCCCUGCCGAAAAACAUGAAAGAUAUUUUUCAUGACAUUCAUCUUUCCUAGUUGCUUUGUACAUAAAUAGCUAUGGAAUGCAAAGAAAUAUCUUUUAUCAGAUGAAGUGUAUUGGAAUUUAAAAUGUUAACUUUAUGUUUGACUCCAAUUUUGCUAGUUAUGAAUAGAAUACCGUGAAUGACUAACUAAUUGGUUUUUUGCUCUUUGUAAUUUCAACAUUGUUUUGCCUCAACCUUUAUUGCUAAAAUAAGAAAAAAAUAGAUAAGAAAAAAGGUUCAUGUAAUAUAAUUGUUAAAUUGUCACAUUGGUCAGUUUAUUCCCUUUACUUAUUUACAGUUAUUAAAAAUUUUUUUCAAGCUGUGCUCUGGAUUGAGUGGGUCUGCAGCAUUGAAAGCAGUUGAGUUUAGAGUUGACAUAAAUAAUUUAUUCUAAAUCUUGUCAAUGAAAAUUUGUUAUUUUUCUCCUUCUGCUCGGUGUAGGUAUGACUGUUUUAUUUUAAGUUUCAUCUUUAAAUUUUUUCUUUUAAAUUGAUUGCAUGAUUUAAUUUUCAAGACUUACGUGUUUCAUCUAAGUCAUACCUGUGCGUUGAAACUUAAUUUUUUUUAUGGCUUCAACAAUUCUCAAAUGUUAUAACUUUACAACUAUAACUAUACAACUAUACAAUUGUAAGUUGUGGAAAGUGUUCUGUUUUUUUUUCAAGUUGAGAUUUUUUCAGUGGUGCUGUUGUAUUGUUCUAGUGUCUAUUCUAUUAUCUAUUUAAUAUCUAACAACUCAGUGUAAGUGUACUCAUUCAUUCAAGUGUUGGAUGUUUUAAAUGGGUUAAUUGUCAGAAUGAAACAAAAAUUUAAUGAAUGAUGAACUGACACAUGUGUAAAUAUUCAGUGUCUACAUUAAACAGGACACACUUUGGGGAUAUAAGUGUGUCAUUUCAUGGAGAGAGUUUUGACAUCAAUGUAAAAGAUUUCAUUUCAAUGUAAUGAUACAUUUUAUUACAUUGUAGAUUGCUUACUAUGAACUCUUCAAUUUGCUUGUUUCUAUGAGCUAGGUCAGCUAAGAGGAACUGCUUUCUGUUUGUUAAACUGUUUUAUGCCUUGUAAUAAGUGUUAUAAUCAAAUGUAUGUGUUGUUCCUUUAACAAACAGUAAAUGAAAUACCAGCAGCUUAUGAUCUAGAAUUAUUUACCUAUUAAAUUAUAGUCACUGCAAGAAAAACCCAUUCAUGCACUUAACUGUUGAGGUAUAAUACUUGGUCAUAAAUCAGAAGCUUAAUUUAUUGAACUGUAAAAUAAGAUAAAACAUUCAGUACCUAUUGACUUAAAAGUGUUUAUUAUUUAAAAUUGUUGAUAAAUUAUCUAUACAAUAAAUGUGAAUUGGACUCAUUUUGAAACUGAUAAAACCUCUGUGCAAGCAUUUCUCAGAUAAUGACAACAGCUUUUGGCUGAAGAAUCUAGAAUAAAUAAUGCCUUUAAAAUGUACUGUGCCUGUAUUUGCGGUUGAAAUGUGAGUAAUUCUGAGAGUAUGAUUGGUUUGUGACUAAUGAUUUACUGUGGAAACAUAAAAUAUUACCUGUAAUUUUUCUGUCAAUUUUAAAUUGUUCAUUUGUGAUUGGGUUUUUAAUGGGAAUCUGGCUGAAAUUAUUAAAAAACCCUUUGUCAUUUCAAGUUUCUGCAAACCAAAUAGCAGCAAAGUUCCAUUCCACCAACCAGUGGUUCAACUGCUCUCACCACGUUGUUGAACUAUGUACUGUUGUCUUGUUGGAUGUUAAUCAAAAUGUGUCUGUCACAUCGCCCUAAGUGAGUCAAGAAUUUUCUUUAGCAUUAACAAAUGUACAGCUUUCAUCAUAUCAGGCUUUAUUUGUCUUGGACGGAUUCACUAGAUCUCUUACCGUAUUUUAAAACAGAUGCUUUUCCUUAAGUUUAACAUUAGCUAUGAAAACAUUUUGUACUAGUUUUUGUGAGAGUGAAAUGUAUGAGGAGAAGGACAUAGCUAAGACAUUUUUAAAAUCUGAAUUGGCAGAGCACUGCAUAUACUCGUAAGCCAACUUUUUGUGUUGAAAUUUUCAGGCGAAUAAUUUAACUGGUCGGCUUAUGAGCUGGUCAAAGGAUUUUUAAAAUUAUUAAAUGGCUGAGAGUCUCACGCAUUUUUUUGGUCAAAUGGUGAAUUUAAUGUCAUUUAUUAGUCACACGUUUAAGAUAUUUAUCUUUAAAAAAAAAAAAAUUCUCCAGUAGUCCUCUCUUUGCACUGAAUUAGAAUAACAAAACAAAUACAGUUGUUAAAGUACCGUACUCUGAGUCAUAAUGGGAGGUCCUUCCUAUCUUUAUCUAUUUGAUCCUAUGUCUUAUCUUAUGAGGCAUAAUAUAGACUGCUGCUAAGUCAUUUACUUUCACUUUUCUGUGCUUAUUAUUUCAAUCCAUAUUAUUUAAAAAAAACAAAACAACAAAGACCCUUUCUGUUUAGUAAACAUCUUUGUGCUGAUUCCAGUCUGCUCUAAAGCCAAAUGUGUUUGUUAACUCUAAAGUGUUAACAAGUUAUGAAAAUACAGCUCACUUUCUCAAGUCCCUUUUUCUAUAGUAUUAUGGCCUGGCCUGUCUUUAGCUUCAUUGACUGGUUGCAACAAAGCUUUAAUUCAGGGGUUUUGUUGUGUUUUAUUUGUGAUUGUUUUCUUUUUGGCAUAGGAUGCCUUUUGAUUGUUUUGUCCAGCAAUUAAGGACCUUGUUGAUAUGAUUAUUGUUCAUUUCUUCAUAAAUUUAAGAUGGAUAAAUGAUUGUUAUAAAUUUACAUAUAUUAUAAGAUUUAUUUUAUAUAAUUGUGUGCUUAGGUCCUUUUGAAAGUUGGUAGAUUGCUAAUUUUUACCAAAAAUAAUUAGCCUAUAUUUAUUAAGGCCAAAUAUUAGUAGUGUCUACACUUUAAAAAAAAAAAAAAAGUCUUAAAAACAAAAUAGCUCUCCCACAAUUUUUUGGGAGAAAGUAAUUAAAGUAAAUGAUAAACUGGUGCAUUGGAAAACCCCAGUAAUUUGAAGGAGGCCAUUAUGUAUGUGUUUGGCUAAGCAUGGUUGGAGGAAAUCAAAACUGGCCAUUUCAUCCAGGAAUAGCUCACAACUUCAACAGGUUUUUCCACUAAUUUUAUCAGCUGGUGGGAAGAUUUGUUUUACCUGGCAAAAGUUGUCUGUGCCCCUAAAUAAGUAGUUGGUCUGCUGAUGGGAUCAUAGUGGGUAGGCUAAAAUCAAAAAGAUUUUGGCUUUGUUCUAUCAGUGGUGCCAUUAAAAUGUGUUCAGAUAUUUAGCAAAUUGAAAUCAAAACAGCGGUACCCUCUGGGGACUGGUUGUCAGCCUAUGUUCAGAAGGGUACAAUCAAAAUGAGUAACCUACUUCUAUUGUCAGCUUAUGUUGCUUGACAUAUUGUAAACUGUUGACAGAACAUUUUUUUUUGUCAUCUUCAUUGUUAUGUUUUUAUGGUGGUGGCUAUGAGUACUGCUGUACUCAACAAAUAAACAUUCAGUGUCUGACCCAGGUC